Messenger RNA from Plasmodium relictum, 1560 nucleotides. Its product is annotated as holo-(acyl-carrier protein) synthase, putative. Gene Ontology annotation, molecular function: holo-[acyl-carrier-protein] synthase activity; metalloendopeptidase activity; magnesium ion binding. The transcript has a single exon. NCBI's taxonomy places the organism in Eukaryota, Apicomplexa, Aconoidasida, Haemosporida, Plasmodiidae. Bases 1 to 1560 code for a protein of 519 amino acids. The record is from RefSeq and is a predicted model, not a curated record. Gene Ontology annotation, biological process: fatty acid biosynthetic process; rRNA processing.
AUGCUUUUUCUAUGUUUUAAAAUAAAUAAUGCAUUUUUAAAAAUAAUAAAAUUAUUAUUUUUUUAUUUAUUUAUAUAUGAGAAAAUAAAACUCAUUACCAGUGUAUAUACUCUAGAAAUAAAGAAUAUUGUGAAUAGAAAUGUGGAAGAUAACUCUUUGAUUAAACACCUUUUUUCUAUGCAGAAUAAUAAUAAAAUAAGUGAAAUUUUUAAAAAAAGGAGAAAGAAAGGGAAAAUAAAAGAAUUUUAUAUUAAAAAUUACGUAAUAGAAAAAAAACUUAAAAAGAAAUAUAUUCUAAAUGGAAAUAAAAAAGUAAAAAGGAAAUAUCCUGUAGAGGAUAAUUAUAAAAAAAUGAUAUAUAAAGUUUUCAUGAUAAACGAAAAUUAUAAAAGUAUAUUUGAUAAAAUAAAUAGUAGUAUAACAGAAAAUAAGAUAAAUGAUAAAAUCUAUUAUCAGAGUUAUGAACGAAAUUCGUUUUUAGAAAUCAGUAAUAAUCAAAUUGAUAUUCCAGUUGAUCUUCCUUAUUUUGAAAAAGAAGUAAGGAAGCUCAUUUGCAUAUUAAAUUUUAAAGAAUUUCAACUGAAUAUAACAUUUGUCGAUUCAAAAGAAAUGAAAAAAAUUAAUAAGAAACACAGAAAUAGAAAUGAACCUACUGAUGUUAUAUCUUUACUACAUUUCGUGAGUAAUAAGUCAAAUGAUUUAAAUGAUGAAUUAGUAAAUAAUGAAAUUCUAGAUAAACAAUAUUUAAAAUCUGGAGAUAUUUAUUUGUGCCCUGACUACAUAAACAGAGAAUGUUUUUUAUCGAAAGUAAAAUAUGAAAAUAGAAUUCUUGAUAAAAAUAAAUUGAAAAAAGAAGAUAAUAACGAUGAAGAAGAAAAUAUUCGGGGUGUUAACAAACUUUUUCAGAACGUUUUCAGUGUGAACGAAAGAUUGCCUUUUUAUGUUUUACAUGGUUUAGUACACUUAAUGAAUAAAGAUCAUGAAAAAGAUUUAGAAGAAUAUAAUGAUUUUAUGAAUAUUGAAGAAGAUGCCAUCGAAAAAUAUAUGAAUUUUCAUCAUUACACACAAACAUUUUAUAGUCAUUACAUAAUUGGCUUUGGUACGGAUAUACUAAGUGUUUCAAGAGUGCAUAGUAUUAUUCUUAAGAAAAAUAAAAAUAAUUUCAUAAAUAAAGUUUUGAAUUCAUUAGAAUUAAAGGAAUUAAGAGAAAAUAUUGGAAUUGACAAAAAUAUUAAAAAAUUGGCAAUGUAUAUAAGUAAAAAAUUUGCUGCAAAAGAAGCCAUACUUAAAUCUAUUGGGAGAGGUUUAAGUUCUAUAUCUAAAUAUGGAUUAAGUAUGAAUGAUAUAGAAAUAAGAAAUGAUAAGUAUGGAAAACCUGAUGUUUAUUUAUAUAACAAAGCGAAAAAGGUUGCAGAUGAAAUGGGCAUUGUGAAAAUAUUUUUAUCAAUAAGUGAUGAAAAAAUUAUAAGUACUAAUAAUUUUAACUGUAACAUUACUUCUAACAAUAAUAGUUCUUAUUUAAUUCAUGCUCAGGCACUUGCUGUUGGUUCUAACGUAUAA